AUGGCGAGCAACGCGCCGGCGCCGAGGGCCGUGCACCUCAAGAGUGGACGAGAAUUGAGUGCGGCUCUCCGACGAGGAGUUCCCAUGGAAACGGAGAAAAAAUUUGGAGCUGGAGCCAAUAAGCAUCCGCCAACGACCAUGAACACGGCGAAACUGGACCGAGAAACGGAAGAGUUGCGACACGAGCAUGUUUCUUUGGAUGUGGCCAAGUUGAUCCAGCAGGGGCGGAACGCGAAAGGCAUGACGCAGAAGGAGCUGGCCACCAAAGUCUGCGAGAAGCCUCAAGUGAUCGCUGACUACGAAGCCGGCCGAGCGAUUCCGAACCAAAUGGUGAUGGGCAAGAUCGAGAGAGCUAUUGGACUAAAGCUGAGAGGCAAGGACAGAGGACGACCGGUUGAGCCUCCUGCACCGAAAAAGAAGUGAAAACUCUUCUACUCGGAGAACCUGUGCAGGAGGCGUGGGGAGGAUGGAGACGAUGAUGAGUCCGGGAGGGAUUGUUCAAGUUUCAAGAUUUUUGUCUCGUCUAUUUUCUUUUCUUCCACGUAAUUGGAAUAAAUUAAUCCAAAUUCUCUCCCCUUACCCCCCGCAACUGUCGACCGCAGGAUGUGCACUUCCGGGAUGCUGCUCUUCUCGGCGUGUGUUUUUCUGUUUUUAAUCUCAACAACAGCAAAAAAAAAAAAAAAAGUUGGAUUCUCUCGGGGGGGAGAAGAAGCGUUGCAUGUGUUUCGGUUUUGCUGGCGUCGGCUUCGUCUAAGUGAUGGUUUUGUUCCUCCCGUGGAUAAUGAAAAGUUUGAAUGUAACGCGAAAAGAAGAACCCUCGUUCUGGACAAAAAAAAAA
Notodromas monacha is the source of this 838-nucleotide messenger RNA. Lineage: Eukaryota; Metazoa; Arthropoda; Ostracoda; Podocopida; Cyprididae. The record is from the annotation of a GenBank genome assembly.